AAAAUCGAAUCAUGUAAAAAAUAAUUAUUUCAUCGAAACCACACAAAAAAAUCUAUAAUAUUUGAAAACAUAAAAUCCUGGAAGUGAAGUUGAUAGAAUCCUGAACAUGGAAGAGGAUCAACGACCAUGGGCUGAUAUAUGUCCAUAUCUCUUGGAUUCCAUCUACAACAGACUCUCGUCUCAUGUCGACGGUACUCACUUUGGUGAUCUCCGACGUCAUCAAAGUGCGAAAGGGUAAGCGACUUGUUCUCCGACGACGUCGUGAAUCUCAAAUCCCAUAUGAGCUUGCAGGUAAAGAUAUAACAAUCCUUGGAAUGGCGGGUGUGUGGCUUUUUAUAAAAGUGCGGAAUGCUUUUUUGGGCUGGUACAAUCCUUUACUUCGAAGUCCUGCAAACUACAUUAGUCUUCCCAACCCGAGUUGGCGUUUUUCUACCUACGACGUCCAUUACAGACCUGCCACAGUACUCAAAUUUGCUUUCUCAGCGCUACCCACUGCUCAGGACUCGACGAUCCUCGUGGUGUAUGACGACUGCUAUCUAUGCAUGUUCCGUCGUGAAAACAAUGGUGAGUUUGAGCAAAAAACAUACGAUUUCUCCUUGGGUGGGAAAAAAGAACAAACAUGCCUUAGUGUGGGCUACAAAGACGGUAGAUUCUUUUGUUUAUUUGAAAUGGGGGAUAUGUUGAUUUUUAGCAUCGACGAGAAUGAGACCAGAAUGUUGUUGGCAGCGACUAAGCCCCUGCUUCCUAAACAAAUCCAACAAUGGGACUAUUUGUGUGUUGUGGCAGUGGUGGUGACAAAAAAGGCCACGACGGCAAAUGAUCGAUACCAUGAGGUAGAAGAGAUGAUAGGGUUUAGGCUGGUCACUCAUUGGGAGCGAGAUUGUGAGGGGAGCUUCCGGCUUGUAGCAGUGGUGGAAAAUUUUAUGAUGGCCGCCGAUCUGUUACUGGAGAAUAACGACGGUGAUGACAAAGUGGGCAACGGUAGAACAACAAGAGUGAUUUUAGUAAAAGACCGGUUGCCAUUGAAAAGGACUUUCGACAUAUAUUAUAUUCACAUAUUGUUUGCUCUUUUUUACAUACUUUGCAUGUAUUCUUUUUCUUGGAUUAUCUUUUUCCUAAGGGGUCGUUUGUCAUAAAUCAAGAUAUGGUGG
This is a messenger RNA of Linum tenue, 1151 nucleotides long. The record is from the annotation of a GenBank genome assembly. Lineage: Eukaryota; Viridiplantae; Streptophyta; Magnoliopsida; Malpighiales; Linaceae.